Molecule: messenger RNA, 1987 nt
Organism: Periconia digitata
Lineage: Eukaryota; Fungi; Ascomycota; Dothideomycetes; Pleosporales; Periconiaceae
Source: the annotation of a GenBank genome assembly
UGGGUACAGAGCCAAACGCCUAUCGGUUGUUGUAUAGUGGCCAAGAAGGCGGCAUCGGGCGCAAAGGGCGCGGUCGUCGCAGUCUCGUUUCUGAUACUCAAACAGAUAAUAAAGAAAAGAUGCCUUACGCUUUUCGAUACCGCGACUCUCAUACAAGUCGAGAACCACACUGAAUUCGGCAAUAAUCUCAAGUUCAAUCAACCAAAAACCCUAAACCUAAUGGAUACCAUCGUGAGCCAAGAGUCUGGGAAGAAACGUGAUAGUACAGCGAGUGAAAACAAACACGACAAAACGUCUCCACAUACAGGACAGCAAGUGGCUACGCAGAACAACGAAGCUUCAAACAACCCAGACGAUCCCGAACGCUCGAAUCAGAAUACAUAUGUCCGGGGGUUUCGGCUGAUCACCAUAACUACCGCCGUCAUGGUAUCCGUUUUACUCGUCGCGCUGGACAUCAACAUCAUCGCCACUGCAGUUCCGCGUAUCGCUAGCACCUUCAACAGCUUACAUGACAUCGGCUGGUAUGGUGCCGCCUACCUUCUCGCAGUAAUGGCGCUCCAGCCAACCUACGGCACAAUCUACACCCAUUUCAGUUUAAAAUGGACACUCGUAGCUGCCCUGCUCAUCUUCGGCAUCGGAUCCAUCGUCUGCGCAUUAGCCACUUCCUCUAGCGCACUGAUUGUCAGUCGGUCGGUCCAGGGUAUGGGCGGUGCUGGCAUCAUGGGCGGCGGGCUGAAUAUCGUGGCAGACCUUGCUCCACAGCAGAAACGCCCGCUGUUCAUGGCGCUUAUCGCGAGUGUGUAUGCUGUUGCUGGAGCGGCUGGACCAGUCAUUGGCGGAAUCUUUGUGGAUUCAAAGUUGACGUGGAGAUUUGCGUUUUGGAUCAACUUGCCAUUGGUGUUUAUCGCGUGCGUCAUCCUGAUUUUCUUCUACAAAGAGCCACAGAAAGAUCGAGGGGAAAAAACUCUGAAAGAUAGAUUGAAAGAUCUGCAAAUUCACACCUCGCUACUUCUCUCCGGCACUAUUGUAUGCUUGUUUUUUGCAUUACAGAGAGGCGGGGUAACACAUCCUUGGUCAAGCACACAAGUAUGGCCAUUCCUUCUCGCCUUCGCAGUAGGACUAACCAUCUUCGUGAUCCUCCAAAUCCAUCAGGGAGAAAGAGCAAUGAUACCCUCCCGCGUCAUCGGCCACCGCACAGUCUACACCAGCAGCAUCUACGCCCUAACCCUCCUCAUCGCCUCCUCGACAAUAUCCUACUACCUCCCCUUCUACUUCCAAGCCGCAAAAGGCGUCAGCGCCAGCCGCUCCGGAAUCUACAUCCUCCCCUUCGUCGUGACAAACUCCCUCGUAACAUUCGUCACCGCCGCGCUCAUCAGCAAAUUCGGACCCUACGCGUGGGCCAUGUGGACGGGCGCCGCAAUCCUGACAAUCGGAUGCGGAACGCUAUCUACGCUUUCCACGGAUUCCAGCGUAGCCGCAUGGAUCGGGUACCAGCUCAUCGCUAGUAUAGGGCUUGGGUUGGGGAUCCAAGUCCCCUUCACCGCGGUGCAAUCAUUUGGCGGGGCUUUGGCGUUGAGCAUUGAUCAGAAUAUCUUCAAUGUUUCUUUACGACGGUUUUUGGGGGAGAUUCAACCGAGCGUGGAUGUAGAUAGGGUGGUCAGCCAGGAUCCGGUUGAUGUGGUGAGUGGGGUUGCUGGGGGGCAGGUUGGAGAUGUUAGGGAGGCAUAUGCGAGGGCGCUGAGGCUGGUUUUGAUUGUGCCGGUUGUGGCUUCUGGGGUUGCUUUUUUGGCGGGGGUGGCGACUGAGAAGGGGAGUGUGAAGGCUGAUGAGCAUGUGGAGUGAGGGUUGGAUGUUUGUGUUCCAGUGGAUUGGAGUUGUUCGAUUGCGAGGGCCUAGUUCGUCGAGGGCAGAGGAUGGUGGCUGCACUGCUUGGAUUUUGCAAUAUUUCUCUUUGUAGUGUCUGAUAUCGAGUUUUCAUAUAGUAGAU